Molecule: messenger RNA, 7521 nt
Organism: Porites lobata
Lineage: Eukaryota; Metazoa; Cnidaria; Anthozoa; Scleractinia; Poritidae
Source: the annotation of a GenBank genome assembly
AUGUAUGCCUUCGUGAGGACGAUCAAUGAUAAUGAUGAGAACCGUUGUAGUGGUGGUCACGGUAAUGAUGAUGAUGAUGAUGAUGAUGAUGAUGAUGAUGAUGAUGGUGAAGAUAGUGGUGAAUCGACACACUCACUCAAACUGAACAAAGCCAAACCAUAAAGUUUUAUUUCGUUCAUUCAUUAUCGAAAGAAAUCAAAGAUAGUAUUUUUCGUGAGUGUCAUUUCCGAACAAAAACUCUUUCAGUCAUUGAGUUGGAUGACUCAGUUAGACUGUUGUCGCAAUUGUCUAACCUAAAGGAGAUUAAAAUCGUUUGAGUCGUCAGUGUCUUUGUGAACCCUGCAAGAGUUUGUCUCUUUAAUUUAGACGAUGUAUAUUUGGCUGUAAAUCGAAACCUGAAUAUAGUUUAAUCUUUUGCGAAAAUACCUGCAGGAUAACCCAUUCGAACAAAAAAAUUCUUUUUCAAAAGCAUUGAGUUGAAUGAACUCUGCAUAUGAAAGUUAGGGAUGCUGUCGUCUCGCUUGGGGUGUAAAUUUUUUUUGGUCUCACUUAGGGUGUUCUGGGCAAAACGCCAUCAAAGAAGGUCUCGUUUAUUAAAAAAUAUUUGAGAUUGUCUGUGUCAACAUGGUCUUUUUAGGGGUCACCCUGCAAAAGUUUUCUUUAAAAUUUCCGACGAGCUUUAAUUUGUGGAGACGAAAUGUAAACUAUUUAAUUUGAAUUAAAUCGAAACCUGACUUAGACAACAGUUUGAGUAAAUGCUGUGCUUUGCUCUUUUUUUACUCUUUCGUACUCAUUUCACUGAAGUUUAAAUUUAUUUCCGGAUGUUUACGCCGUUAUUUAGCUUCCAGCAUUUUGUGCUUAAGACGCCGUUAGGGAAACUCAUUAGGGGAAAUUAUAGCCUUCUUUCGAAGUGUCAGUGGCCUUUUAACGCGCCACAUCAAAGGACGCCGUCACGCGUUUGACUGCUUUGACUAUGCCUACAUGCCAAGAUAAAGAUAAUAACAAACAAUAGUAUACGAAGCUGAGCACUUAACCCUUCCCUUUGUGGCUCACGUAUAUUACUUGGUAAGCCUGAGGGUAUGACGUUAAAGAGGCUGUUUACAUUGCAUGGAAAAAUGCAGUUGGCGAAGCUUCCGGGCAAGCGGGGGCUGCUCAACAAAGUUUUAUGCGGGGUGGCUCUACUCUGAUGUCCAACGCCUUAUCUUUUUACGUACUAUUUUUGAGAGAAAAGGUAUCCCUUUUGUAUACCCUCUAUUGACAAAUGUUACCCCUUUCACAUACUUGGUGCUGCAUCCCUUUUAACUGCUGUAAAUACACUGUCUUUCUAAUACGAGAAAUCACUUAACCACGACGUUUUUUUUUUUACCUUUUCACAGCCAUAAAAUGAGUCUGUAAUCCCUACCCUGUUAUAUACCUCACGCCUGGGGCUUGAAAAUGGUAAUCCUUUCGGCGGAGCCAUUAUAGGGGGUACCCCCUUGGCUAAAGUUUUGAUUUGCGGCAGUUUUAGUGAUAAGACUUCCAUUAAGGUGCUUUUAAAAGAGGGUGCAAAGGGUAUCUGAAGCUACGUGCUUUAUGAUCACCUAAUAAGGAAUUCAAUGUGACCAUCUGUUGGGCGAUUCUCUCACCCGUCAAUUAAGUAUUAUCAAUGUCUGACAGAGUGCUAAGAGUAUCCUCUGCUACGUGCUUUAUGAUAACCUAAUCACUUGUUUACGGGGGCCACGCCUAUCAAACAUUAUUGGGAUUAUACAUGUUCCAAGAUCAUCUUGGAAGCGGGUCACACUAAGCUAGCUACUAAGCUAACUCGUUCAACGUUUACCAAAGUACCCAAAGAGAAGAAUGAUUCGUUUGCCCUCUCUGGUUACUUUCGCCAUUUUGCUUGCUUAUUCCUUUGGAACGGCACAAAAACAAUCUGCUCAACAGGUAUUGCUUUGAACAUAAUAGCAGUUGCAAUUUGAAAACGUUUUAUUUUCCAUUGCAAAUUCUAGCUUCAGCUCCAACUUGUACACGACAUCGGUAAAGGUUAAGGUGAAGUCAAACCUUCUGUCUUCCAAAUGAUGCCAUGAAUUUACGUGUAGUGCCAAUUGUUUGAUAUAAUCUCGCGAGAUUCUUCAUUUGUUGAUAUUUUUCAAGUCCAUUCCUGAUUGUAAUCAUAAAACAGAACAGAGACCCUUUGUAAUUCCGACGCACUUUCUUUAUUUCGUCUUUUUCUUUGGCAGCCGACCGAUGGGUCACCAGCAAAGGAAAACAGCUGCCAAACUCUACAACAACAUACUUGCUGUAAAGAUGGUAAGAGACAACUUUAACUGAUUUUCCGUUAACACCUUACUCCAUUCUGAAGCUUCAAAAUUUUAAUCAGUACAACGAUGAAGAAGAAUCACAAAUUUUACGUUUCUUGUUUUGUUUCUUGACCGCCUAUCAGGAAAAGACGGCAAAGAUGGCAGAAACGGUGAGUUGACAUAAGGACAGAUCACACGUUCUUAAGUUAUAACAAUCUAAUUCAUGGAAAUUUACAGAGGGGUUUGGUCCAGGUAUACUGUUUAUUUGUCUGCAUGCGUUUGUAGAUCAUGUAAGGAAAGGGUCACAGAGCUUCACAGCCAGUUGUUCUUUAUAUGGGUUUCGGAAAUAAAAGAGUCUCGCAUAGAUCCUUGGGAAUUGAAACGAAUUGCCUUCCCAUAAGUCUGUCGCGCUUCACCUUGAAACACGAAUAGAUUUAUUAUACCCAGUCCCCACGAAAAAAAAAACGGUAAUGUACGACUUCUAAAAUCCCAUUUUCGUUUUCCUCAACUUAUUUGCCUUUACUCAAUUCAUCUUUUUUUUUCUGUACAUACAGGAAAAGACGGGCGCGAUGGGUUACAUGGUAGAGUAUAUUACUAAGUGAUAGUAUUGCUCUAAUGCUUUAGGAAAUCACGAUUAGGUCUCAUAGUCUGUCCCUGCUCAGCAAAACAUACGAUAAAUAAUAAUAUAGUAUAUAGAAUGAUAUGUGUGGAGAGUAAAACACAGAAAAAUUCUGAGUUCCAGAGGAGAAUUAAACCCAUAACAUUCCAAACUUGUUGGAGGCCCUAACUUCUGCGUUACUGAGCAGAUCAUUUGUGGGCAUACGAGCGCGUCACGCAAUCAUAUUAUUUCAAAUGAUAAAAGUUAUUUGAUAGAACAGUAUAAAAUGAAUUUUAAAUAUUAAACUAUAUUUAGUAAUACGUAUAAAUAUGGUGGAAUAUGAUCGUUCGGGUGUGAGCGCAAGUGUAGUCCUGAAUAGGACUUAAAUUGACAGUUACUGACGUUCCGGCAACUUGCGCGGUUCUCCUGUAAGAGUCAAGUACUCUUGAUCUUUUGUCUGAUAUCAUGCAAACUUUUAAACAGCUCACUCUCAAGGACAACAACAAGACUGGUAGUCUCCAAGUGAAACAAAGAUGGGGUGGGUCUUACCCUAGAUCCAGAGGUCCAUUCGAAAUACCUAGGAUCAGGCACCUGAUAGGAUGAAAUAACCCGUGCGCAUGGGACUUUCAAGAAUUAGGAAAGAAAAAAAAACCGGCUGGUUGGCUGGCACCCAGGGUAGGUGCGCAUGCUCCUAGGGUCGCGCUGGAUCAUGAUCCAUUAUAUUCUUACGUUUAUUUGUUUUGCUUUGUUUUUAGACUAAAAGUUGACUAAAACUUUAAUUUCUAAACUGAUUAUCCACAAAUAGGAUUUUCCAUCAAGCCAAGAAUGAAUCGCAUUUUUAUUUCAAACCAGUAUAGUAAGAAAGGCCAAACUUUUCAUAGAUAGAAAGCCGGGCAUUUAAUUUUUUUAUUUCAGCAUAAUGGAACUAAACCCCCCCCAAAAAAUACUGAAACGAACAGAUACCGAAAUUAUGAAAAACAAGACGACAUUAGUCUUUUAUCUCUAAUGUUACACAGUUUGACGUGGAUUAUUUUUCGGCCCAGAGGUAACAGCGCGGUAAUGAUCCUCAGAGUUACAGUUAUUCAGAAACAUGGAAUAUUUUGAGGUCAAAAAGCAGUUGAAUUUUUUUGUCAAGAGGAAGGGUUUAUCCGCCUGGAUUUAACCUUUCUCCAUCUUCUUUCUUCAUCUUUGUUACUAUAUUUAGAUUUCAUGCUGGCAACAGCCCUAUCAGGACUCCUGAAUCCUAUUUUUAAGUUUACUAUGCUUAUUUAGUAUUAUUUUUUUUCACACAGGGAAAGAUGGUCGUGACGGACGUGAUGGGAGAAGUGGAGCGAAGGUUAUUAUGUCAUUGUUAUGAAGGUGGCCCGAAUGUGUAUUAUAGAAGCGACCUGUGCUAAUUUGCCUCAGUAAGUAACAUACCACGUUCUCGUUUUAUUUUUCCAGGGUGAAAAAGGUGAAUCAGGCAUUCAAGGAAGAGAUGAAAAGGUUUGCAAAUUACCCCUUGCUAUAAUUACUGAGAAAAAUAUCAUAAAAAUAUCUUUGACUCUGAAGAUGACUACCGCACAGGUUGUCGAAACGUCAAUCACUGUCAACAACAACAGUCCUUCUUAUUAGAACUGAUCAAAUAACCUAAUUUGAAAAUGGGUUCAAGCCUUUCAAAAAUUUUGAUGGGGUGGGUAGAUGUUUUAGAUUGCAAAAAGAACGAACGAAUUAGAACAAAAGAAUGUUAAGGAUUUUAAAAUGUUUUACAAAGAACGAACGAAUUCGAUCAAAAGAUGUGGAAUUCUAAGCUUUGAACCAAGCUAUUGCUUUCUUUUAGCUACCUUUCUAUUUCAACGCAAGCUGUUCUCUUACGUAACACCCAAAUGAGCGAGUCAUCUAUAAGUAAUUAAUUUUGAUUUGUUAAAAGGGCGAGAAAGGAUCUCCUGGAGACAAAGGAGAACAGGGACCGAAAGGAGUGCCGGGAAUAUGUGGCAGGCAGAUAUUGAGAUAGACUGGGAAGAAGAAAGUCUUUUUAAUAAGUUUUCCCUACAGAGCAGUAAAGUCGAACCCCGCUCAUUACAGACAGGCAUUAAUGCAGACAACGAAUACUUUUUUGAGAUAAUUACUGUAGAAAGUGAACCUCGUUUAUUUGAACCCUCUGUUGGUAACUGUUUGUUGUAUUGAGAUAUGCGGUUCGUGAGGGUAUAAGCCCUGGUGGACUCCCAUAUUAAGAGAAAGGAAUUAUUCUUCGUCUCUUUAUAAGUGUGUAAAUUGGAAAUUUUAGUCAUACUUGUACUCAAUUCAAAAUAAUGAAUUGUGUGUAAUUCCUCUUAACAUCUUUCAUCACAGGGCAAGUUUGCUUCCAGUACAACAGCCAGUUGUAAAACUGGUAAGUAACUUCAUUUACACUAAGUGGAUCUUUUUUCACAUUGCACUUGCAGUCUGUCCUAUAACUAUUGUUUAAAAAUUAUUACCUCUGAAUCGUAAUCCACUUAUUUCUAGCUAAUAGUUGCCGUUCUUCAAUAAUUGUUUUUCUUUCUUUUUUAUUUUGAUAACUUGUAUGAAUUUUCUAGAAUUAAAUACAACGUACACUGGGCUGUGUGCAUCAGUAUGAUACGCAAACUGUGUAAGGUUGUGUAUGUGUGUCGUGUAUAAAUCUAGUUCAUGUGUUGAAAUGUUUUGUGUUUGAGAAACCUCAAUGAUUUGGUUUUUGUUUUCCGGUUUUCGUUUCUCACAAAUUAAACUGAAUCGCAGCCUCGCUAUAAAUUUAACCAAGGUCAGAGUUAAUAUCGACGGCUAAUAGAUCAAAAUGAAGUGAGUGACUCAUGAUGAACCACGCCCUUCAUGAAACUGUUGGAUAGUCUUUAGGCCUUAUUAUUGCGCACGACCUAUGUGUUUUGGGUCACGUGAUCACUACAUCACCAGAAUACACAAUGAAAACUACGAACAAAACCGCAGAUCAACUAUCACCACUCCCUUUUGUAUUUGAAGUUCGCGUCUAUUUAUGAACUCUUGUAUUAACAAUGGAAUAAAACCUUGGUUAAAUUUGUAUCUAAUUACUUGUUCCAGCCCUCCUUUAUUUUUUAGGUUUAAUUAGAGAAAAGAUUUUAUUUGGACCAAUCUCAUUCCAGCUCCCUAUACUAGCCGAUUUCUUGUGCAUAACAUAUAAAUGACCUCCUCUAAUGGCAAGGCCUCCACUAGCCUGGGUAUCAGGCGUUUCUGGGGGAAAAGGGGAAAGAUGGAAGUGAAAAGGGGAGAGAGAUGAAGGAGAGAAACACCUUCCCUUCUCUUCUGCCCCUCCCCCCUCCUCCAUCUAAAAUCUCCUCUCCCCUAGCCCAAUAGGAAGGCCUGAUACUCAGGCUAGGCCUCCACUUAAGAUAAAGACAGUUCAAAUAGAAAUUGCUUUUCCACGUGUCUUUUUUUUUUUUACAAAGAAUACGAUGCUGGUUUUCACUUCUUUGAGAAAGUUCAAGGUCUACCAACCCGAGGAGCUUCUGGUGUCGAACAUUUUUUCGUCAACGGGACUCUGUUUCUCGCUUUUGCCAACUACUAUGGGGACAUCCGCAAGUACAGGACGAGUUCCACGAUCUACAGGAUGGACGAAUCAACUGGAAGAUUAACUUCGCAUCAAACCUUGCAAACAAGUGGAGCUUUUAACAUUGAAUACUUUACGAUCUCUAAUGAACAUUUCCUUGCCGUGGCCAAUCAUUACGAUGGAACUCGCCUGAAAUAUUCCAUAAUUUACAAGUGGAAUGGAAAGCUGUUUGUCGUCGUUCAGAGAAUACCAACAAAAGGAGCAAGUCACUUUAAAUUUUUCGCUAUAAAUGAUGACAAAUACAUUGCAGUGACAAAUUACAAUGAUGGUAGUACCUAUUCCAUAAAAUCAGUCAUCUACAAAUGGAGUGGCGGCCGGUUUAACAAGUUUCAGGAGAUAGCAACAGAAGGUGCAAGAGGAUGCGAGGUGCUUAUAAUUAACAAUAACACUUUUAUCGCGUUUGCAAACUAUUAUAACUCCCAAAAGAAAAAUUCUGUUCAUUCGACUGUUUUUAAGUGGUCAGGAGGUCACUUUGUCAAAGUACAAUCUCUUCAGACUUAUGGAGCAUGGGGUGUGAAAUCCUUUCAAAUCAAUGGUCACACAUUCCUUGCCUUUGCCAACUACAAAUCUGGAAGAAAAUUCACUACCGACUCCUUCAUUUUCAAGUGGAACGGCAACAAAUUUGAUUUGUUCCAGUCCAUUCCUACACGUGGAGCCCGAACAUUGUAUCCAUUUGUGAUCAGGGGUCAAACGUUUUUGGGUGUGGCCAAUUAUUUUGGUGACAGCCAGAGGUUCAAUACAAAGUCCGUUGUGUACCAGGCCUCCGGCUCGCGGUUCGUCAUCUACCAGGAGAUUCCAACUCAGGGAGCAUCUGACAUAACUUCAUUUGAGUACAAAGGUGAUACGUACCUGGCAGUGUCAACUUAUUCCAACGGUCAGAAAUACAACACCAACAGCGCUUUGUACAAAUGGAUGUAGAGCGAUAAUUACACGAACUAGAUCCGAGAAGUAAUAGAUCUAAUUCAUACCCAUAUGGGUAAAAUAAUCUGCUGACUUUUAAAUAUUAAAUAAAUUUAAAUAAGUAGUUUUUGAUAAGCUGUAAAAUAUAUAUAUGAGACGUUGAAGCACGA